CCUCGUUCGCUGGCGAUCCGCCAGCGAACUGCCUCUCAACAACCUUGUCAAUGCGUUCUUCCUCACAUUGUUCUUCUUUGCAGCUUACUUCCUACUCUGCUGUUGGAGAGUUAACAUACAUGAUUAUGAAACGACGACGAUGCCUAUCCCUUUGUCUGAGAUCAUUGCUUUUUUCUCUCUUCUUGCCUCUCUUGUUUACUUCAUUGGGUUCUUCAGCAUCUACUUUAUUUUCCCACGUAAAUCUAAAGUAGAUGCUGAAGAACCUGCACUCCCCGCCACCUCAGACUAUGUGGAGUCUGUGGUGGUGAUGACUGACAAAUGGAAAAUUGAAGAGCAAACCACGGGGAAGUCCGUAGAGGGCCUGCCCGUGGAGGGUUUUGACUACGAGGCUGCGUUCAGGCAAUAUCAUGAGAUGGCAGUGGGGUACGUGCAGAUGCCUGUAGGGGUGGUGGGGCCCUUGUUGCUCGAUGGGAAGGAGUAUUAUGUUCCGAUAGCCACGACUGAGGGGUGUCUAGUGGCUAGCACCAACCGAGGAUGCAAGGCAGUGUACCAAUCCGGUGGGGCUUAUAGUAAGGUGUUUAAGGAUGGGAUGACUCGGGCGCCUGUGGCGCGGUUCGGGUCGGCUAAGAGGGCUGCUGAGGUUAAGUUCUUCUUGGAGGAUCCUGGAAAUUUUUAUGCCAUUGCUGGCAUAUUUACCAGAUCAAGUGGUAUUGUGAGAUUGCAAAGCAUAAAAAGUACAGUAGCAGGGAAGGAUUUGUACAUGAGGUUUAGCUGCAGUACAGGAGAUGCAAUGGGUAUGGAUAUUGUUUCUAAAGGUGUACAAAAUGUUCUUGCUCACCUUCAUGCCCACUUCCCUGACAUGGAUGUUAUCAGCAUAUCCGGAAAUUACUGCUCAGACAAGAAACCAGCAGCAGUGAACUGGGUGGAAGGCAGAGGAAAAUCAGUGGUAUGUGAGGCAACCAUAAAGGAAGAGGUGGUAAAGAAUGUGUUGAAGACAAGUGUGGAGGCCUUGGUUGAGCUUAACAACCUCAAAAACCUCGUUGGAUCGGCGAUGGCCGGGGCUCUCGGUGGAUAUAAUGCUCACUCUAGCAAUAUCGUUACUGCAAUUUUCAUAGCGACAGGCCAAGAUCCUGCUCAAAAUGUGGAGAGCUCAAAUUGUAUUACUAUGCUCGAAGCUAUUAAUCAUGGCAAGGACCUCCAUAUUUCUGUUACCAUGCCUUCUAUUGAGGUAGGCACAGUAGGAGGAGGGACCCAACUAGCAUCACAAGCAGCAUGCUUAAAUCUACUAGGAGUAAAAGGGGCAAACAAAGAGAAAGAAGGAGAAAAUUCAAGGGUUUUGGCAACAAUUGUAGCUGCUUCUGUUCUUGCUGGAGAGCUCUCUCUUUUAUCUGCUAUUGCAGCUGGUCAGCUUGUUAAGAGCCAUUUAAAAUACAACAGAUCUACCAAGCAUAUAUCACAACUUACUUCUGCUUGAUUAUUGUUCGCUAAUUAGAAUUAUGGACAAUCCUAAUUGAAUGUACGUGAAUAGUAAAAAACAAGUUGAAAUAUUGCAUGUAUUAAGAAACGACAAAAGUAUAUACGUAGUAAGAAACAUGGAAAAAAGUUUGUAAUUCAAUGUUGGUCUUUUUUUAUAACUUUUAACUAAGCUUACACAUCAA
Molecule: messenger RNA, 1658 nt
Organism: Chenopodium quinoa (quinoa)
Lineage: Eukaryota; Viridiplantae; Streptophyta; Magnoliopsida; Caryophyllales; Amaranthaceae
Product: 3-hydroxy-3-methylglutaryl-coenzyme A reductase 1-like
Exons: 4
Coding region: 140-1474 (444 amino acids)
Biological process (GO): coenzyme A metabolic process; sterol biosynthetic process; isoprenoid biosynthetic process
Cellular component (GO): endoplasmic reticulum membrane; peroxisomal membrane
Molecular function (GO): hydroxymethylglutaryl-CoA reductase (NADPH) activity; protein binding
Source: RefSeq, a predicted model, not a curated record